UUAGCCCAAUAUUAAUAUAUCUCUCAAUCCGACUGGGUCGAACUCGAAUCCGAUCCACCCAUACCCGUUUUCCAGGACACGAUCUUUUUCUUUCCACAGAAAGAAGGAAACACGAAGAAACAGCCGGUGGUGUGAUGGAGAAGAAAGAAGAGCAGCAGGAAUUAGAAGACGAGAGAAGGGAAGCAGCAAUAGCUUCAACCCCAUCUCUUCAACCCAAUUUCAAGCCCAAACGAGGCAUAACUCAAGCCCAGCUUUCCAAGUUCCAAGAAUUGCACAUGAAGCGUUUGCAAAUAAAGUCAAAAUCAAAGAUUAAGAAGAAAUCAAGAGGGACUGCAGUUGGAAGUGACAGAUCACAUAGCAAAGACCUCAAUGUCCAUGACUCUGUGGUUGAAGAUUCAACUAUAGCAAUUGAGGAGUCAAGUAUUUCCAACUCUGAAAGCCACAUUAACAAAAACAGUUCCUUCGUAAGGCAGAGCAAUGUAGCUGCUCCUUUUGCAUCAAAGAAGCACCAGAAGCUACAUUGGGGGCUUGACACAAAGGAAAGGUGGGAAAGGAAAGCUAACAUGUAGACAUUGCCAUGGAAGUGAAAUGGAGCUCUCUUAGUUGUUUCCAGGACUCUCUAGUUGGUCUCUUGAGUUAAAGAAGCCUUCCUCUGAUCUUACUGCAGAUGAUUUGUUUUGGGGGUGGAGGGUGGGGGGUGGGAGUGCUGCUCUAUGCUUGCAUGUUGAGAGAACACCAACCUGGCUGAUAUUACUACUUUUAUCAUCAGGAGUAUCACCCUCUCUGAUGGCUGCUGUAUCUAAGUAACUCUUGUAUAUAUAGUAGGUACCAGAAAGAAUAGAGAUUGCAAUUUCACAAGUUUUAUUUUUAUCAUUUUGUUAUACGUCUUGAUUUCAUUUAACUUUUUCGUAUA
Messenger RNA from Quercus lobata, 913 nucleotides. RefSeq lists its product as uncharacterized. Lineage: Eukaryota; Viridiplantae; Streptophyta; Magnoliopsida; Fagales; Fagaceae. The coding region runs from base 135 to 569 and encodes 144 amino acids. The transcript has 4 exons. The record is from RefSeq and is a predicted model, not a curated record.